ACUCGCCAUACAACCCGAUUCAUCAGGCAUUCAAAGAACAGAUACUGAAUUGUCUCCUCCUGAUCGCAAAAGUAGCACAAUCUGUUGCCCAUUUGUGUUUUGCCAAGUUAUUCUUAGUGAGGACCACCCCAUAACAAAAAAUAUCACACAAAGAUCUUGAUUUCUUAAGGGUAAUUUAAGUCUUCCAAAAUAUUUUCUUGUGAAAAUGGCAAUUAGUAUUAACCAUUGUGGCCCCGCUACACAUAGACUUAACUGUGAAUUAUCUCAACUGAUGUAAUGUCUAACGAAAAGAGUCUGACGGCUACCACCAAGUCUAGCUAGCAUGUGAUUCCAAGUGACAAGUUUCUCAUCAAUGAUCGCCCUCCUAAAGGUGAUGCUUGGUGGGGAAGUGGCCACAACUUUGGCCACCGUAACAUGCUUUUUCAAGGCAAUGUUGCACAUGAUGGGGUUAUUGAUCAUAAGGGGAGUUGCACCCACCACACAUGUUCCAAAAUCGCACCCUCGUCUCAUCUUUCAUAGUGAAAGUUCACAUGAAGAAAAGUCCUCUUGUCCGUCAUAAGACCCCGCCAAAAGGGGGCAAUCGAUGGGCUUACCCUCGACUUGCAUAUUUUCUGAGUUGGGUAUAUUGGUUGUGCAGUAGCUCGUAAGCUCUGAAAAAUCUUUUGAUGCUAUCACUCACAUUUCAUGUGUCAUCAUGCAUGCAUAUGUGUAUAUUUACUUGGGUAAUAAAUACAUGACAUGCGUGCGAAGAAGUAUGUAUUGGCUGGUGUGUAGCAAGCUGUCACCACGAACAUUCUAGCUUGCAAAGAUCUAAGUAACACAUGUUCUUCAAUGCUCACGUAUGAACAAGCAUAGGACAGCUAGAUACUUCAAUAUCUAGUUGAGCAUAUUUGCACAAGAUUGGACUUGGUGUUCUUGUGUUUAGUCAAGAAGAAUGACAAUGAAAAAUCAACUUGCUCAUCGAACGGAAACUAGCAAGGAGAUAGAUUGACACACCGUCGCCGGGAGAGCAAUUCGUGGCAAUAGCGUGCGUGUUGUGAAACUGAGAGUUGUUCGAUCACACUUGCCAAUCACACCAUUCGAUCAACCACAACAACACAUUUUACAAUCAUCAAAAAGAACAAAAGGUUUAGCGAGAAACACUUAUGGCCUUUUCUGUAUUGAUACUUCGUGUUGUUUGCACAAGAUGAGCUCUCUUUUGUUUGUUUUUGUUUUUACCCUCUUACCAAAACUCUCUUCAAGGAAGGCUAUAUAUGUGCAAUUUGCAGUCUUUUUUUUAUUGGAGAAAAAAAAGUCUUGCUCCACAAGAUGGUUUAGGUUCCUUGCACAAGAAGUUUGUUUGACUUCUCUCGUAUUGGUUAGGAAACAAACAUAUCCAAGUUAAUUUGCUCCGUGAAUAAGAUGGUUGCAUUUCUCUCUAGCCGCCACACAACUAUACUGGUUCUACACUCUAGAUCUUUCUCAACUUCUCUUCAUGCUCCACAAGGCCACACUCCAUCGGUGACAUUUUGCAAUCAAUCUUUCUAUGAUACCUCGGUGUAAAUUGACGUUGUACUGUUUUUAAUGAUACUGUAUGUCGUUCUCCUAUGAGCUUAUGCUCGUUUGUGCCACCCUCUCAUACAUGUCUGCAUAUGCACGACAAAUAAAAACUGAGUUGCGGUCACUUAUUUUGUCUAGUUCGUGGUUUUUUUCUUUACCCAUAACAGUAAAAUGAUGCCAAAAAUAACUGUAUGACAUGAAUUCAGAAAGAAGUUUCCGAACUUGCAUGCCAUUUACUGUAGUAUCCGAAAGAGUAAUUUGCUGAUAUUGUAGCUUUGAUGUCUAACAUCUUCCGAUACGAAGGAAACAAGUAAAUGCUUCUGUAAAUGCGUCCGUUUCCGUGAAUCGCUGCUUCUUUUAGGUAGUCCAGACUCCAGACCAUAAAGUCCUCGCCAAAUCACCCAAAGAGGCAAGGCAAAGGGAAGAACAUUUCCCCCAAAACCAUGGACUAUUCUGCCGGCGCCGGUGGGAGUGGGGGCGGCGGAGGCUCCGGCGGUAGGGCGCAGGCGGAGCGAUGGCUGGAGAUUGCGGCGAAGCUUCUCGCCGCGCGCGACCUCGUCGGCUGCAAGCGCUUCGCCGAGCGCGCGGUGGAGGCAGAUCCGCUCCUCCCCGGCGCCGACGAGCUCCUCGCCAUCGCUGACGUCCUCCUCGCCUCCCAGACCAUGCACCCCUCCGGUCAACCCGACCCGUUCGCUGUCCUCCAGGUGCCCUCCAACACCUCGGACCACGGCGCCGUCUCCCGUGCCUUCCGCCGGCUCGCGCUCCUCCUCCAACCCCGCAACCCCCACCCUGGUGCGGACGUCGCCCUCCGCAUCGUCCACGACGCCUACGGUCUCCUCUCUGAUCCAUCACGCCGCACACCGCUUUCAGCAGCUCCCUCUCAGCCUGCCACUGUCGCGCCUGCAUCAGCGGUGGACUUCUGGACGGCGUGCCCGUUCUGCUGCUAUGUCCACCAGUACCCGCGCGAGGUGGUCGGCCGCGCGCUCAAGUGCCCAAACGAGUCUUGCCGCCGGGGAUUCGUGGCUGCUGAGAUCCCUACCCCGCCGACCAUCGUGCCGGGUACUGAGAUGUACCACUGCGCUUGGGGCUUCUUCCCUCUUGGCUUUCCCAAUGCGGCGGACUUGGGUGGCAACUGGAAGCCAUUUUACAAGGUGUUCCCUUGGAACAAUGCGCCAAGUGGUGGGAGCGCCACUGGUAGGAGCUAUGUGAACCGUGGUGGCGGCAGCAAUGACCGUCAGCCACAGAAUGGGAGUGCUCGUGGUGGAUCAUCCAGAGGCAGGGGCAAGAAGACAACCGCUCGCAAGAAGGUUGCGGCAGGGCUCCGAAGGCGUUCUUUUGGUGGUGGCGUGGAGAGUGGCAUUGAUGCAUCGAUGCUUGGACAGGAGGAUGGAUGGGCUGAGGAGGGGGGAGGUGACCGGCCGGAAGAGGUGAGAGGGAUCAACAUAAAUGAGGAGGCACAGGCUACAGAGGGUAAUAGAAGGCAAAAUGUCACUGGAGGGGUUGAGGACUUGGGCAACUUCCAUUUGGAUGUUGAUCCAACUGAGGAUAUAUUAGGGAAUCUGGGGAAUUUGCACAACCUGCCAUUCUUGAGGGUGGAUAACCUUGGGAGGAUGCUGUAACUGUUGCCAUGGCUUGUUGUGGUGCUGAAUUAUUCCAUGAUUAGCAGGGUCAGAACUUGGAACAGAUGUUUCAUGGUGUGCCCUUAAUGUUCUUGUUGUAGCUCUUGUUAUUGUACUGUUAUCUCAUCUUGUAGUAUUAGUAGUGUACUUUGUGGUUGUUGUACUUAGGUAGCAGUGGAGUCGUUCCAUUCAGGGUGCCAUAUGAACUCUGUGACUUUGUGCUAUCUCCAUAUUAGUUGGUAUAUGUACCUUGUCUUUGGCAGACAAACAUGUGGGGUUUUCUUGUGAUGGAAAUAAUGCUUCAUCGGUCAAGGAUAGUUUGAUCGGCUUUGCUUGUCAUCCCACUUUGGUUUCUUGAAGAGUCGAUAAUGGCAAAAGAAGUCUCUGAGAGCAAGUUAAAAGGAAGCCUUUCCCUCAAAGAAGAAAAAGGAGGGAAAAAAAAAGAAGGCAACCAUCUUCUGCAAAGAGAAGCCAGUUGUCCCAACCACCUUUGCUGGACUGAAGUCACUUUUCUUCUGAGCUUCGGAGGAGACAUGGGUUGCCUAUAAACCAAUUUUGUUUCUCUGUAUCAACUUCUAUCCCUUGGGCUCAAAUAGGUAUGGACGGUAUGUAAAGCCCCUCCAUUAGUUUGCCAAGAAAUGCUUACUGCAGUUGCUACGACCCUGCAUGCUAUGCCAACAAUUUCAGGAAGUCAGUGAUGGACUGAUGGAUGAUGGUCGUACUUGUGCUCAUGUCAACUGAUACAUUUCAGCUUUAAAUUUCCAUGGCACCA
Messenger RNA from Brachypodium distachyon (stiff brome), 3930 nucleotides. RefSeq lists its product as uncharacterized. The coding region runs from base 1983 to 3158 and encodes 391 amino acids. The record is from RefSeq and is a predicted model, not a curated record. The transcript is spliced from 2 exons. NCBI's taxonomy places the organism in Eukaryota, Viridiplantae, Streptophyta, Magnoliopsida, Poales, Poaceae.